Messenger RNA from Gopherus flavomarginatus (Mexican gopher tortoise), 1754 nucleotides. It is a transcript of the gene OSTM1, whose product is annotated as osteoclastogenesis associated transmembrane protein 1. NCBI's taxonomy places the organism in Eukaryota, Metazoa, Chordata, Testudines, Testudinidae. Gene Ontology annotation, cellular component: cytosol. The coding region runs from base 16 to 981 and encodes 321 amino acids. The record is from RefSeq and is a predicted model, not a curated record. The transcript is spliced from 6 exons.
CGGCUACUGGCUGCUAUGGGCCUGGCCGCGCGCCUGGUGCUGCUGCCCGGCUUGCUGCUGGCCCUGAGCGCGGGGCAGGACCUAGGGUCCGGCCGCCGCCCCCCGCCGCAGAGCGGCCCGGAGGGGUGGGCGCUCGGGGGCGGGCGCCGGCUGCUGUCCCUGGAGCUGCUGGAGGAGGCCGAGGACCUGUCGCUGGCCCUGCUGGGGAUGGGGCUCCCCGGGGAGCUGCAACCCGAGUGCCGGGAGCUCCUGGUGGGCUUCGCCAGCAGCAGCGUGAGGCUCACCGGCUGCCUGGUGCGGAGCGCCCGGCCCGUGCGCCUCUGCCAGAGCUGCUACCGCCACUUCCAGAGCGUCACGGAGCAGCUGAAGAACAUCACCCGGGCCGUGGGGAAUUCUUCUGAGAGCAACUGUGCAAAAAGCCUCUUGAUGUCCGAUAGGGUACAGCUAGUUGUGAUCCUUUCACAGUUCUUUAACAGUACUUGGGAGAAGGCCAACUGUGCAAAUUGUUUGAAGAACAACAGUGAAGGGCUAUCAAAUAGUACAAUAGAGUUCCUGAACUUAUUCAAUACAACACUGACGUGCUUCGAACAUAACUUCCAGGGGCAAGCAAUCAAUCUUGGACCAAGCAACCACACAGAAGUAUGCAGAAACUGCAGUCGAACUUACAGCAAUCUGAAUGCCUUGUAUAACAAAAUGCAAAAAAUGACUGGACAGGGAUCAGAACACAGAACACACUUGUGUAUUGAUGUGGAAGAUGCAAUGAACAUUACACGAAGGCUUUGGAGUAGAACUUUCAACUGUUCCGUCCCGUGCAGUGAUACGGUCCCAGUGAUUGCAGUUUCUUCAUUCAUUCUCUUUUUACCAGUCAUUUUUUACCUUAGUAGCUUCCUUCACUCAAAGCAGAAGAAACGUAUACUUAUUCUGCCCAAGCGUAUCCAAUCAAAUGCCAGUCUUGUGAACAUCCAAGAAAAAUACAGCUGAGCUGCAAAACAAAACCAGAAAACUGCAACUGGGUAUAUAUUGGGUACAAUUGUGGUGGAAGGGGACAGCACAAAAGGGGAGUUAAUUAUGGUUUAGUGUUGCUCUGUAUCAUUAUACAAGUUAAAAAAAAAUGCUGUCUGACUCCUAAACGGGUAUAUUAACAAACAUGAUAAGGCAGGGCUAUGAGACACAGUGAGGGUUUAUUAGAAAAAUUUAGUUCUUUCCAGACUAGUGCUGAAGCUGGUUAUUUUCUGAUUCUUUUACUGCAGGUUUUUGUACCUUUCAUCAACAGAGUAUGAACUUUCCUGUAUGUUUUUUCCUUUAUUUAGUUUUCUAUAUUGACUCCAUAAAAAUCUAGUAUGACAGUUGUGUUCAUUUUCAGGCAUAUUAGUACAGUCUGAGACCUGAUAACCUUUCUGAUGUGGUUCUUAUGAACUAGCAAAACUUAAUAUAAUUUGUUUUGGUUUAAUUCAGUAACAGAAUUAGAACAUUUCAAAGUAAAAAUGCCAUCUUACCACAUUUGGGUAGACUUGUACUACAGAUUAAAAAAAUUAGCCUCCUUAUGUAGCAUCUCUUGAUAGACACAGUCAUGCUGCUUAGUUCAUUUUAGUGGUCUUUAUUAAAAAAAAAAGUGAGAUGCAAGGAAAGUGGUAGAUUUCUGGCAACAAAUACAGCAGGUCUGCCAGUGCUAGACAUUAAUAGUAGCCAAAUACUGUAGUUUUCAAUGAUUAUUUCAGAAAAUGUUCCAUAUUAGCACGUAUUUGGGCACUUGC